CUGUGCGGGGAGACCCGUUUCCCGCCGGCGGGAGCUGUAGCAGUCGUGGCGGCGGCUGCUGUGGCGUGAAGGGAGAGAGUUGGGAACUGUCCAGCCCCGCGCCAUGGCGGACCAGCUCUACCUGGAGAACAUUGACGAGUUCGUCACGGACCAGAACAAGAUCGUGACCUACAAAUGGCUUAGCUACACACUAGGUGUCCAUGUCAACCAGGCCAAACAGAUGCUGUAUGAUUAUGUUGAAAGGAAGAGAAAGGAAAAUUCAGGAGCCCAGCUACAUGUCACUUACUUAGUGUCGGGGAAUCUUGUACAGAAUGGAAACUCUUGCCACAAGGUUGCAGUAGUGAGAGAAGAUAAACUGGAGGCAGUGAAAUCCAGGCUUGCUGUGACUGCCAGUAUCCAUGUGUACAGUGUCCAGAAAGCAAUGCUCAAGGACAGUGGGCCUCUGUUCAACACCGACUAUGACAUCCUCAAAACCAACCUGCAGAGCUGCAGCAAGUUUAGUGCCAUCCGAUGUGCAGCUGCUGUCCCCAGAACUCCUGAUGAGAUUUCUUCUUCAGAGAAACUUGGACAGGCUGAUCCUCAUACAUCAAAUGAAGCCCUACCCAGCAGUGGGCCUACCACCAAUGGCCAUGGUCCUCCUGCUACCAAACAAACCUCACAACAUCCCAAAGGAAUUAUGGGAAUGUUUGCCUCCAAAAUGGCUUCCAAAUCCCAAGAUGCUAAUAAGGAGACUAAAACAGAGUCAAAAGAGGCAACAAAUGCAUCUUCAGCAAACAGCAAACCACAAGGAAAAGGGAAUGUGAUGAGCAACUUUUUUGGGAAAGCUGCUAUGAAUAAACUUAAAGUCAAUUUGGAUUCAGAACAAGCAGUAAAGGAAGAAAAAACAUUGGAACAGCCUCCAGUUUCUGUCGCUGAACCAAAGCUGGCAUGCAGUGGAAGCCUGAAGAAACCCUACAAGAAAGUAGAGCCUGUUAAAAUGCAGCAAAAGGAGAAAAAAAGGGGAAAGCGGGCUGAACUCUCAGAUGAUGACGCAAAAGAAACUGAAAAUCUGAAGAAAAAGAGGAGAAGAAUUAAACUUCCGGAAUCAGAUAGCAGUGAAGAUGAAGUUGUGCCAGAUUCUCCAGGGGCUUAUGAAACUGAGUUGCCACCUUCAAGUCCUCCUCCUUCUCCUCUUCCUGAGCCAGCCCUGAAGAUUGAGCCAGAGCCUCCUUCCAUUAAGGCCACGAGUGGAGAAAAGAAAAGAAAACGGAAGAGAGUAUUGAAAUCCAGAACCUUUGAGGAUGAGGAGGGCUGCAUAGUGACAGAAAAGACUUAUGAGAGUGAGUCCUGCACAGACAGUGAAGAAGAGUUUAAAGGGAAGACCACAUCCUUACAAAGACCCCCCUCCAUGCCUGUGAAGAAGGAGCUUAAGGAGGAACGGAAGGGCCUCAAGAAGGGAGCUGCUGCUCUUGGCAAAGCUCACAGACAGGUGUCUAUUACAGGCUUCUUCCAGAAGAAGUAAACGGCCUCUUCCUGCGGAGGAGCAGACUCUUCCACCCAGCGAUCACAGGGACCUCCACUUCAGCUUGCUUACUGUGUAUGUGAGCAUAGUAAGCUCUUUGGUGCAGAUUUAAAGAGCAUCUCCCAGAAGACAGAGACCAGCGGGCAUUCCAAAGCCUGCCUGCUUCUAGCGACAUUCUUAUAUUGUUUAUAGCAUGCCUUCAUGCUGUCCGAGUGGGAUCUGCUCUCCAUUGGAAGAGAUGAGUGACAGACUUGUCUAGGAGGUCCUUUUAUGGCUGCUGCAUCCCAACCUGUCUGCCCCCUCCUGCCCUGGGGAUGUCCAUGGCUUCCUUUGUUUCUUCCUUCUUGUCUGGGGCAUCCCCUUGAACUUCACUGGAUGAAUUCUCUUUCUUUCCUAGGUCCUUCUCCUCUUCCACUCUCCUUUGCCUGACCUCCCUAAAAGAAGAAGAAACUAGCCAUUUUCUUUCUGCCUUUAAAUCUGGUUGGACUCACUAAGGCUUAUAAUAAAAGUCUCCCUGUCAUCUUCUUUUCCUGUUAGAAAGAACCCUGACCCCUGGCCCCCAACCAGGAGACAGAUGACUAGCACUGGGUCUUCUUCUCAAAAGCCCUCUAGACCUUUGCCUACAAUCCACAGUUUGGGAAGGGCCCCAGGCAGAGCUCACAAAAACAUUUUAUGGUUGUAUUUGACUCUGUAAGAAGGUGGUUAAAGUGAACGCUGAAGUCGUCAUCUUUCUGGACACAGCUAGUGCUUCAUAUUCUGUCGGGUGAUUUUAAUUUUUUUCUCUUCCCCCUCCUCUUUCAGCACCUACAAAGUUCAGUCUGACUAAGGUGCAGCCUUUCUGUGCACAACAGGCAUUAAGGAUGGAAAAACCUUUUAUUCUUCUGAAGGAAAUGCAACCUCAGGACAGCUUGGGGAGCUACCCCAGGCUGGGUGCACACACUGUCCUUUGGGACCUUUAGUUGGGACCAUUGUGUAUUUGCCUGGGAAUAUAGGGGUCACAGGGAGGCAGCCUAAAGGAGAAAAGGACAUUGCAGGUCAAAAAAGCAAGGGAACAUUUUUAACUUGUUCUUUUGAGGGAAUAAUCCUUUAAAACAAUCAGUAAAUCAUUUAUUGUAAUUGUAUUUUUUUAAAGUGAUUUUUCUUAUGGCUAGUGGAGUGAUCUGAAUGGAUUCAACCAAGCGUGGCAAUUGCUAACAAUAAGCUUUAGUGAGACAUGUACACAGUGCUGGCAAAGUAGUCUUCCCCAUCUUGAGUAACAGACAAAGCCUUGGAGACGUCUGACUUGCCACUUACGUCCUGAAAAGGAAUCAUUACGGUGGCUGAGGUAGUAGGUAGUGUAAUCAGCUGUCUGCUAUUUAAAGUGAGGGUUAUAACUGACCCCAGCCUUCAUAAUGAGCUUCAUUAAUAACCUUCACCUAGGGCUUUCCAGCCAAAGUAGCCCCGAGGGGCACUAUUAAGAUGAGGUUUUCAGGGUGAAUUUUGGCAUUAUGUGUAAGGAUAUUAGUAUAUUGAGGCCUGUGGUGCAAGCUGAGUAAGGGUUGGCUUAUUCCAUAACUGUUUCUUAAUGGGAAUGGGGCCUUUGUUCAGAAAGUAUGGGAAACCUGGACUCUUGAGUGAGCCUUUACAAAAUCUAUUACCUCUGAAGAAAGAAGCCUGUUAAGAUGUUUAUUUUUAUUAUUAGUGUUGAAAGUUUAUUUUAAACAGUAACAUUGAAUUAAAAACCACUAACAGCGAUCUUAGUCAUUUGGAUAUUGUACUGGGAUCACUGAAAAAGCUGAUCCUUGAUAGAAAAACUCUACUCUGUUAAAGACACUGUCUUGCUGGGAUCACACAAAUCCUGUGAUCUCUGCUACAUAGUCAAUGAGCUCCCUAAAUAUUGAACUGUCUGCAAAAGUUCCCCUUGUAAAAACAGCUUAGCAAGUAAUCUUAGUGUGUGUGUUUUUUUUUUUAAGGUAAUACUGUGCUAUGUUGUUUAUACAAGUUUGAUAAAUUUGAGGGGUUGUUUUUUAAAAAAUGAUUUAAACUGA
Antechinus flavipes (yellow-footed antechinus) is the source of this 3528-nucleotide messenger RNA. RefSeq names its product DNA polymerase delta 3, accessory subunit (gene POLD3). Gene Ontology annotation, molecular function: DNA-directed DNA polymerase activity. Gene Ontology annotation, cellular component: nucleus; delta DNA polymerase complex. Lineage: Eukaryota; Metazoa; Chordata; Mammalia; Dasyuromorphia; Dasyuridae. Bases 104 to 1501 code for a protein of 465 amino acids. The transcript has 12 exons. The record is from RefSeq and is a predicted model, not a curated record. Gene Ontology annotation, biological process: DNA strand elongation involved in DNA replication; nucleotide-excision repair, DNA gap filling; DNA synthesis involved in UV-damage excision repair.